Messenger RNA from Sander lucioperca (pikeperch), 13145 nucleotides. It is a transcript of the gene pkd1b, whose product is annotated as polycystic kidney disease 1b. The coding region runs from base 18 to 12452 and encodes 4144 amino acids. Gene Ontology annotation, cellular component: membrane. Lineage: Eukaryota; Metazoa; Chordata; Actinopteri; Perciformes; Percidae. The transcript is spliced from 41 exons. Gene Ontology annotation, molecular function: protein binding. The record is from RefSeq and is a predicted model, not a curated record. Gene Ontology annotation, biological process: kidney development.
GUGAUGUGCUCCACAAGAUGACAGGUACACCCGGGAUGCAAAAAAAGCAGCGGCUGUGGAUUCUGUGUGUGGUUUUGAUCACUGCAGCUGGAGAGGACAUUCCUUGUCCAAAAGGUGGCCGGAUCCACUUGACCAGCCGGCGAUGCUAUUGGCUCUCUGAAACGACAUCUUCGCCGCCUGAAGCGCAGGAUUCCUGCAGAGAGACUUGGGGAGGAGAUCUGGCAUCUGCUGACAGCCUGGAGCUGCAACACUUCAUCCACCACUCCUUUCCAGUGAAAAGCACUGUGUGGGUAUGGCUGAAGGGAUCAGCAGGAGAGGGGUCUGUCCAGGUUGGGGUUGCGGAGCCAGUAAGUCCUGCAUGGUGGACUGGAGCCAGUGAGAGCCAGAGGGGGUGUUCUCAGAUGGCCUUGGGGACAGAGGGACAGUGGAGGAAGGCACAAUGUGCUGGACGAUACCUCUUCCUCUGUGAAACAGAUGUAACUGAGUCUUUACCGUCUGUGGACAGUUACCUGACUGGAUUGGUUCUCAUGACCGGAAUCUAUGCUCAGACCCAGAUACACCCGUUUCCAAAUGUCCCAGACAUCGGAGCACUCACGGUGGAGAUGCAGCUGUUCCCAGGGAUGUGGUUCAGUCAUGCAGGUCAGUUGGCAUCAGUGGAGCUGGUGGUCCAGCCCAGCCCAACGUCCUCUCUGGCCCGGGUACAGAUCCUCCGACCCUACUGCAAUCCCAACCACCACCUGGUACCACCAGGCUGCAGCUCUCUCCUUAAUCCGUUCAGCUGCUGCUCAGCAGUGCCGCUGUGUAACACCACAGGGGGCUGCAGCUUGGGCCAGCACUGGUGCCACCUGUUGGAGGCCUGUGUGCCCACCGCCAGUCCCUGCAGCCCCUAUUCUGCAGCAGGGGCCCGUGGCUUUGCAUUACCGCCCAGAUACUCUGCGAUACCCCCCUUCUACCACAUGGUGGCAGACCUGCCUCUGAGAAUAAACCCCAGCUCUGAACUAAAAACUAUAAGCCUGCUUCUUCCAGAUCGAGCGAUCAUUGUCUACCCUGAUGAUAUUGUGGCUAUACAGCACACUCGUGACUCUGGUACAUUCCUACAUUGCCUGAGCAGUGAAGCAUCUCUAAACUCCCCCUGGCGACAGAGUUACAUGUCCCUUAGGAGGACGGAGUGGGGAGGCUGGUGGGAGGGAGGUCUCACUUCCCUGCCACACAGAGGCCAAUGGGUGGACGGGGUGGUGUGUGAUCUGAGGAUGCUGUAUGUGGACAAGAGUCUACACAGAGGUACCGAGCACGAUGAUAACUUUGGCUUCACCCACAGAGAGACAACCGCAGCUCCAGAUAUUUGGGUCCUGACAGCUGGUCCUACUCCGAGUCUGCGAUUUAAAUUUGGGCUUAAUGUCGUCCACCCUGUGCCAGAUGAAGAGAACCAGAUUCACGUCCAAAUCAACGUCCCAACACUUAUCGUUGUCAAGGUCCUGUCUGGAGAGAAAGCCAGGAGCUCAUGGUCAGCCCCAGUUCUGCAGACCGGGGUCCCCUUCCUUCCAUCUUGCCCUAAAGAGGUGGCUCUGUCUUGGCCUGACUGUAGGAGACAGUCCUCUGAUGCCUGGUUCUCUUCUGUGACCCUGGUGUUGCCCUCAGCAGGGGUUCAAACGCUGAACAUCAGUGUGAUGGAUGCAGUUAGCUCUCAGAGUGUGAGUGUGAGGGUUUGUGGCUAUGAGGCAGUGACAGGGCUUACUGUACAGCCACUUGGAUGCCAGAGGAUGCUAGUAGACACUCCACAGUCAUUUCAAGCUAAAAUGGAGAGUGGUUCCGCAGUAAAAUUCACAUGGGUGAUUGACGACCUGGAGAAGUUUGCCUAUGAAGGAGAAUCAUACAGUGUAGUGUUCAAGAAACCUGCAGAGUAUAAGCUCAUGUUGACAGCUUCCAAUCAUGUGAGCUCCCAGAGCCAACAAAUCCUCCUGACUGCUGAUGAAAUGACGCCACUGGGUGAGCCAGAAUUCCUGUUAGUCAGGGAGGUCGUAGCUGUGGAUGCUACACACCUCUACACCCUCAGAGUCAAAGUGGACAUCUCCCUGCCAGUCACAUUCAGAUGGGAUUUUGGGGAUGGCAGUAGCAAGGUGAUCCACACCCAGUCUGCUCCUUGUCAGAACAUAGAAGGGCUUAUGGAGAGAGGAGGGAAGCAAGUGUAUGUCCAGGACUCAGUGAACUAUACCUUUUCUAUUCCAGCUGACUACAAACUUCAUGCCCAAGUCUCCAACCAAUAUGACAAAACUGAUGCGUCAAUGAAGAUUAGCGUUCGCCCUCGAUUAAAACACCUCCUCAUUUCCUCUACCCCUCCUGUGCCACUCAUCAAACAGACUCUCGUUCUGGAAGCUUCGGCAAAGCCCUCCACCCAUGCUGUUGUCUACACAUGGGACUUUGGCGAUGGCUCUGAAGUUAUCCAAGGCAUCGACUGUAAAGUCAACCAUACGUUUGCAUCUGCAAGAGUGUAUAACCUCACAGUGUGUGCCAACAACACUCUUACAGUCCUGACCACUUGGCUCAUGAUGGAAGUUUUGGAGAAAAUCUCUGGAUUGACAGUUAGUUACAAUGGACCCAUUGAACUAAGCUCAGCUACAUAUUUCAGAGCUACAGUGGCCACUGGUACAAAUCUGCUGUGGAAUUUUGACUUUGGUGAUGGAUCCCUGCAGGGAAACGUUACAGAUGGUUCCAUCUCCCACAUUUAUAAGUCGCCAGGGCACUAUACAGUAGAUGUAACUGUCUUGAAUUCUGUCAGCCAAGCUCAUCAGUCUCUCUCUGUAGAGGUCUAUAGGUUGGCUGUUAGUGGAGUUCUCCCUACAGAAUGCGUCAUGAGUGGAAGAGACAUACAGUUUACUGCUCUGGUGAAAGGGAACAUAUCGAUUCUGACUUUCCAUUGGCUGUUUGGAGAUGGAUCACCUCUGGCUGUAGUGAGGGGACAGUCGACAGCCAUGCACACAUUUCAAAGUCAAGGGAUCUUUCAUAUUAGUCUGACUCUGUUUAGUUCUGUUACAUCUGUAUCAUUUAAUAUGAGUAUCUGUGUCGAAGCGCCAAUAACCAACAUGACAGUGCAGUUAUCAAAAGAAGUAGUGGCAAUAGGAGAAGAGGUAUGCGUCAGGGUGUUAGUUUCCCCCGGACAAAUCAGAGGUUAUCAAUUGAAGUGGUUAAGCAGCCCCUCUAGUCUCAUUGCCGUGACAGAAAACACUCAAAAGUGUUUUGUCUUUAAAGAUGAAGGUGUCGAAGAGGUAUCAGUUACAGCACUUAACAAAGUCAGCAACAAAACCGCGAGAGCUAGUAUCACCAUUCAAAACCCUGUGAGUAAGCUGUCUGUGGAGCAUGAUAGUCAAAGCGGCACACUGACCGUCAAUACAUUAGCAUCAUUUUGGGUUGCCAGUUGCACUGGUAGCAAUGUGUCAGUGCUGUGGGACUUUGGAGAUGGAUCCCCAGUGGAGCAGAAGCGAAAUGUGUCACACGUCUUUACCUCGACGGGUCAGUUCACAGUCACCGCCACAGCAUUUAAUGCUGUUAGCCGUGAUUCUGUGUCCCUUAAAGUCAAUGUUUUACUUCCUAUUUCAGACCUUUCACUUCACACCAACCAGCCUUAUGCUGUAGUAGGAGAAGAAACUCUUAUCUCAGCAAUUAGCAGUGCUAUCGGUAGCACCAACUACUACUGGACUGUAGAUGGUUUAAACUCAACCAAACAGGGGACUUACCAGUUUAGAUUCGCUUUCCUGAAACCAGGAGUGUAUCAAGUGAGGGUUAUUGCACAGAACUUGGUAAGUAGAAAGGAAGCAGCUAUUUUGAUUGAGGCCUUAGAAAGUAUAGAGGGUCUUCAGAUUGAAUGUCAGAGCCUGACAAAUAUGAAAUACAUACCAACCCAAGAGGAACUGCUGUUUAUUGCUUCAAUCACCAAGGGCUCCAAUGUCAGUUAUCACUGGCUUGCUUUACAUAAUGGAAUAAACCGACAAAUUACUGGUGAUGGAGAGCUUUUUCAUAUGUUAGUUGAAACUCCUGGUGGGGUUUCAGUUGAGCUAAGAGCUUCCAACAAGUUAGAUGAAGCCACCAGCAUUGUUUCUUUAGUGUCAGUACAGCGUGUAGCAGGUGCACACAUUACAACACAAUCAAACACUGUGGCAUUAGGGAAAUUAGUGAAUAUCUCUGUAUCUGUGGUUACCGGGUCAGACCUACAGUACCUGUGGUACGUGAAAUCUGAUCUUACACCCUUGCAGACACACACACCCUUUCUUCUCCACACUUUUACAAGUGUUGGUCAUUGUCUUGUUAGAGUUUCAGCUCAGAAUGUCCUUAGCCACAGCAAUAUCACCAAAGAGUUUAAUGUUCAGGAGGAGGUCCAAGAGAUGGACUUUGAAAUUGAAGGAAAGACGCAUCCCUUUUAUAUCACCACACGUGCGGCAGUUCAACUCCAUGGGCUUAUUCGGAAAGGAAGUGAUCUGCAUUGGAACUGGGAAGUUAGAGGUGCUAUGCUUUUUAAUUCUACAAAUCAGACCUUUAUCUACACUUUUCCAUUGGCAGGUAUCUAUCAGGUGUCUUUAAAUGUCUCCAAUGGGAUAAAUUGGCAGAUGGUUUCACACAGUGUCACUGUUGAGGAUGCAAUCGAAGGUCUAAUGCUGAACAUUUGCAAGUCUUCCUUUUGCACCGAGGAACCAGUUACAUUUAUUCCAACAAUUUCCCAAGGAAGCAAUGUAAGCUUUGCCAUAACAUUUAGAAACAAAGACUGGAUUCAUAGUCAGGGCAUUCUUAAAGGACGGUUCACCACAUCAAGCCUUCCAGCAGGGACACAUCUAGUUACAGUGAAAGGUUGGAACCUGGUCAGUAGUGCUCAGGUGUCUUCCAGCAUUCUGGUUACUGAGCAUAUUCAAGGUUUGCGCCUUGUGAACUGUUGUUCUGAUGCUCUAGAGGCUCAGAAAAGAAUCCAGUUCAAGGCAGAAGUUAAAAGUGGACUUCCAGUCAACUACACCUGGAUAUUUCACUUGGUAGGGUCUGAGCCCACCUGGCUCAAAGGACAAGAAGUGAUUUUUACUCCACCAGAAAAUGGUUUAUUGACGUUUAGCGUGCUCGCCACCAAUGGAAUCUGCUCCAAGAUGGUAAAUGAUACUGCCACAGUUCAAUGGCCUGUGAAAAAGGUCAAGCUUGUCUGUCAUUCAGAAAGAAUAUUUGUUGGACAUGCUGUCAGGCUUUCUGCAAAAGUUAAUGAAGGGAGCAAUCCCAAAUACCUCUGGGACUUUGGAGACUCCACUGAAGCAUUGGUGACAGAAUUAAGCACAGUCAAUCAUACUUAUUAUAUUCCUGGGAAAUACAGUGUUAUGGUCAAAGUUCUCAACAGUGUAAGCUAUGUGUCCACACUGCUCGACAUGGAGGUGGAGGAGCCUCAGUGUUCCAGCCCUCAAGCUUCUCUUGUCCAGAGCCAGUCUACUAUCUUCAGGUCUAGACCGAGUUUCUUUGAAGCAAGCACGGAUAUUACCUGCUCUGCUUACAAAGCCACAUACCUAUGGGAGAUACUCAAAGACUCUGAUUGUACCAACUUAGAAUUCUCUGGUAACAAAGUAAUUCUUAGAAGUCAGGUAGAUGCAACUUUGCCUUUUCUCUUACUCCCGAAGCACACUCUCGAUUUGGGACAGUAUUGCCUGGUAUUCAGUGUUUCCCUCCAGGGAACUCCUCUACUUGCCCAACAAAAAACAAGCGUUACAGUGGUCCACUCAAUGCUGGUAGCUGUCAUCAAAGGAGGAUCCCACAGACUGUGGCCCAGCCUCAGUGACCUCGUCUUGGAUGGAUCUGAGUCUGAAGACCCUGAUGUAGAUCCAGGAGUGGAAGAUACACUGCAGUACCAUUGGACCUUCAUGACAUUGAACUCAACGGAAUCUCAUUUUGCAAAGCAGGCCAUUGGGAGUAACAGCAGUAUAAUGACUGUACUGAGCACCCAGCUGCACCCAGACACAGUCUACGUUUUCACCCUCACUGUACACAAGGCAGGGAGGAGACCUGCCUCUGUCAACCAGACAGUGACUGUGUGUGAAGCUCCUGUGCUUCCUGUGAUUGUGGAGUGUGUGUCCUGCUCUGUGCUGUCCUCCGCACACCAUGUUAGUUACACCGCCCCCAUCAUCCUCUCAGGACAAUGUGGACAGUGUGACGACCAGGCUCAGUACAAAUGGAGCGCUGAGGACCAGACUGGCAUUACCCUGAGCCUUAACGCGGUCUCCACCUCUACAGGAAGACAUUCUUCUAACUUGGUGGUGCGUUCAGGUGUCUUGCAGCCAGGGCAGAGUUAUACCUUCACUCUCAAUGUAUCCCAGCCUGGCAGAGGGCAGUGGGGCAGCGCCAGCCUGACGAUACUACCUAACAAUCCGCCGCACGGAGGCCUGUGUGAUCUCAGUCCGGAGUCAGAUAUACAUCUGCUGGAGACAGUGGUCACCUACAACUGCUCAGGGUGGCAAGAUGAUGAAAGCAGGACCACUCAGCUGAUCUAUACUUUCCAGGUAGCACCAUGCCAGCCCAUUGGCACAGUGUGCCCUCUGCUCACUCUGUACAGGGGUACCCGUUCAACAUUUGGCAGCCUGGUUCCAAUAGGAAGUCCUGGCCAAGAAAAAAACAUGUCAGUAAUCACAGUCACAUUGCUGGUAGAAGACCAUCUGGGGGCAAAGGCCAUCGCUCUGAACAGAAUGUUGACAGUUGAAAAUCCUGCAAGACACGGAGUUGCCAGUCAGUGGCUCAGAAUCAAGAGCCAGACAGAGCUGUGGGCUUUAGUCCAACAUGGCAAUCCUCAAGAGAUCAUCCCUUAUUCCAUUGCCCUCACCAGUCAGCUCAAUCAGAUGGAGCCUGUACGGACUGCCAUGGAGCUCAUGGACAGAAGGGAGAUCCGUGAAAAUGUGACCCAAGCCCUGGCCUCUCUCCCCGUGUCCUCCUUACUGCAUGUUGAUCAGAUCAGCUCAGCGUUGUCACUGUCAACUGCUGUUCCUAGAGAAUUGGUAUGUGAAAAGUGCCAGGAGAAGGUUCUGGAGGCUGUGGGCAAGAUGAUCCAUGUCAUGGAGGAACAGAUGAGUCUUGGUGUUUUGUCAGCUGUGGAAACAGGGAAGAACAUCCUUAACAUCAUAGGUAGCAUCCUGGCAGCUGCCUCUGAGUCUGUCAGUGCUUUCAGAUCUCACCCAGCCCACACACGCACUCUGCACUCAGCUUCCACGACCGCCCAGUCAGCGCUGGGUCACGCCGGGGCCCUGAUGCGCUCUCUGAUGCGUUCCCGUGUUCACAGCGAGGCGCCCCUUUCACUAUCCACUGAUUAUAUCAACACAGUGGGUUUCCACGGAAACCCCACUGACCUCCUCUGCAGUCUCCAGUCCAACCAAAACCAGAUCAUCCCGUCCGAGUCAUCAUCAGCUGACAGAUCGAAGAGUUCUCGCCCGUGUCCGUUUCAUAUCCCCAGCUCCCUUACCGCUCACCUGAAGAGUCAGAAGUCUGACGUGGUGCAGGUACUGUUUGGUAUGGAUGCAGAGUUGGGAUCCAACCCAUUGCUGACUGGAGCCGACCCUCCAAUUUCCACUGCUCUGGUUGCCAUGGAGCUCAGCACACCUCAGGGCCAACCCAUCCCCAUCCAGGAUCUGGACCUGGAGCAGGCCAUACGGGUCACCCUGCCCAACAAGUUCCCUGUGGGACAGGACGAUGUGAGGGUAGGUGAAGCUGGGAAUGGGACGUGUCUGACUGUGACUCUCUCCACUGAAGGAAGGUUGAACCUCACAGUCAAAGCCGUGGAUGGACUGGAUAAAAACGCAGGUUUAUUUAUCUCCUUCAACUUCAGCCUGGACCCAGGAGCUACUCCAGUGAGUCUGGGACAUGUCAAGAUAGAAGUGAGCUCUACAGUGCCAGGGACUAAUGCAUCCCAGGAUUCCCUGGUGAGAGAGUGGGCUCUCACUCUCUUUGCUCCGACCACCUCCACAGAGGAAACCAUAUUUCUGUCUCCACUUUUGGACAGGACAGACAAGCCUCUCUUUGUCAACCUGACCUGGUCUCUGGUGGACGGCUCUCCCGUCCAUGUGUCGGUGUGUGUGUUCAGCUCUCUGUGCCAGUACUACAGUGUGAAGGAGAGGCGUUGGAGCAGUGAGGGUCUACAGCCACUGGAGGGCAGCACACUCCACGCAGCACACUGUCUCACCCAGCACCUCACCAUGUUCGGGGCCAGUGUGUUCGUCCACCCUGGGGCUGUUGUUCUACUGCCACCGCCAGGCAGCCCCGUGCGUAACGUGCUGGUGGGGAUUGUGUGUGCUGUCCUGGUUCUGAUUCAUCUGCUGGCGGGGCUCAUCGCCCAUAAACUGGACCACUUGGACAGCCUGAGACUGAGCCAGGUCCCUCUGUGUGGCCGAGUGGGGCUGUACCACUACAGAGUGCUGGUCAAGACUGGCCGGAGGAGAGGAGCAGGUACCACAGCACACGUUGGCAUCAGUCUGUACGGUGUGAACAAGAGCGGCUCUCGCCAUCUGCAGAGGGGGGGAGCUUUUCAGCGUGGCAGCCUGGACCAGUUUCACCUGGAGACAGAUGACAACCUGGGAGAAGUUUGGAAAAUCCGCAUCUGGCAUGAUAACACAGGUCUGGAUCCGUCCUGGUAUGUUGAGCAUGUGGUGGUUUGGGACCCUCAGACAGACAAUAUGUUCUUCUUCCUGCUGGAGGACUGGCUCUCUGUUGAGAAUCCGAAGAACAGCUCUGUGGAGAAGGAAGUUCUAGCCUCAUGUCCCGAGGAGCUUUCUCAGUUUGGACGAGUCUUUACCUCCCAGCUGAUGUUUGGGAUGGUUGAGGACCACCUGUGGCUGUCGCUAUGGGAACGUCCAGCCCACAGCCGCUUUACCAGGGGUCAGAGGGUGACGUGCAGUGCUCUCAUGCUGCACCUCUACCUGGCACUGGGGGCUCUGUGGUACGGGGCUGUUGGCAUCGAGGGCCACAGUGGACCGGUGUCAGCCCAGCUGCUGGUUAACUGGGAGGCAGUUGCCGUGGGGAUGACUGUUGCAGUACUGGUGUUUCCUCUCCAGUGUUUCCUCUGUUUCCUGUUUAGGAAAGCUCACAGUCAGGUAACCGUGGACACGUCAGUUCCACCAUCUCCUGUUUGUCACUCUGUGGAGAUGGACGUUUACCUCGGCCAAUCGGAGCUCUCUGGCCCUUCCUUCCUGUCUCUGCCAGACUCCUCCGGCCUAGUCCAGGACAGUCCUUCAUCGUCACUGGAGAGCAAGGGCUUGGACUCUAGUAUUCUGGACUUUUGGGCUGCGUCUGGCUUGGUGCCCCGGACAGGUGGUGCAUGUCAAGAGGAAGGAAUAGCGACAUGGCCGUCCUGCGACAGCCUCCUCAAUCUGCCAGUAGGCCCAUGCCUCACAAAGACGAGCCCAGCCCUCAGCCUCUGCAAGGCUUUGCCCGCUUUGGGCCCUGUGCGCCAGCUAAGGAGAAAAAAGGCCCUGAUGCAGCUCCGCCUGGCCCCACCCUCCUCCACUGGCUCACCUACUGCUCUUCCCUCUCCCCUGUACACAUAUCCGCUUUCAAAAGAAACUUCCAGUUCUCAUCGAUCCCCUGCUUCACUGGACCAAAAGGUCUCCACCAUGAACGUUACCUUAGAGCAAGCUCGUAACCACAAUCUGACAACACUUCUGACUAUGUCUGAGGAGGAUCUGCUGAUGAGUAUCGCAGCAGCAGAUGACACAGCAGAAAUAACUAACUCUAGCAACUCAGACAGCGGCCGGGAUUCCCCUAGAACCACCUCCUCAUUCUCAACCAUCCAGAGCACCUCCUGCAGUAGCUGGUCGGAGCACUCCCUGUAUGGGGCAGAGAUCUACAAGCCGGCCCCACAGUCCUGUCUGUCCCUGUAUGUGGCAGGACUCUACAAAUGUCCCUCUGUGCUCUCUGUAGACUCCGUGGCUAGCACCUUCCUGCCGAGCCCUUCUCCUGACUCCACACGCUCCUCCUCCACCACACGCAUAGGUGUUGCUCGGGGUCAACCCAGCUGGCUGCUCCCUCCCUGGGCGCUGUGUGUGAUAUACCCCCUGGUGACGGUGCUGCUAGGAGCAUGUCUGGCUGUGGCCGGACUCUACGGCAGCUUCCUGUCCAGAACGGUAGUCCUCAUGUGGCUGGUAUCGGCUCUCUCUGCCUUCCUCGCCUCUGCUCUGCUGCUGGAGCCUCUCAAGGUGUGUGUGCAGGCCUUGAUCUCCACAGCCCUGUGGAGGCCCGUGGAUCCAGAGGUGGAGGAACAGCUGGCUCAGGAGACCACGGUGGUGAGGGCGUUCGGAGAUCAUGGCGGGAAGGUGUGGCCACCGUGCGGCUACGGGCUGCUGCAGGCUAAAGAGGAGGCCCGGAAAGUCCGAGCUCUACGCUCACUAAUGAGACACUGUGUGUGCCAGCUGUUAUUGCUGCUGCUGGUGCUGAUGGUGAACUACCAGGACAGCAUGGAGCAGAGGCAGGGCAGGCUGCUGCACUCAGCUGUCAGACGGCAUCUUCACACAGCACCCUCGGGGGUCCCGAACUUCACCUCACUCAGACACUGGUUGGAUGCAGAGCAGUGGAUCAAUAACACCUUGGUGCUACACCUACACCAAAACCCCGCACUGCGCCUGGUUGGACUGCCACGGCUGCAGUACACACAUACCCUCCGUCCUCUUGCACGUGUCUCUCUGGGAAACAGCAGUGUGACAACACAGCAGCUCCUCGCCGACUUGCACAUGGCUGACUGGAGCAAGAAACAGUUUAAAACUCUUUCUAUGGACUUCACACACUACCACCGAGAGUCUGGUUUAUUUGUGUGUGUGUCCAUACAACUAGAGUGGGCUCAGACACAGAGAGUCAUCCCCUUUCUCUUCAUCCAUCCAAUCCUCAUCCCUUCAUCCUUCUCUGUACCGGACCUGCAGGUGCCACUUACGGUUCUCCUUCUCAUCUCUGCUCUCCUCAUCUUGUUGGAAGAACUUUGGUCCGUUGCUACUGAGCGUGCCCAGUACCUGCGUCAAUGCAGACACUGGUUCCAGCUUCUACUGGCCAUGUUGUCCCUGGCAACGGCAAUCCUGCAGCUCAGCUUCCUGUCCCAAGCCACGUCCUGUGUUUCCAAGUCUAUUGAAUCUCCCUUGCUGUGUGUUCCAGCUGCUGGGAACCUUGCGGUUUGUGCGGAGGUGGGUGGUGUUGGGCAGAGUGCUGCAGAGAGCCUGGAAGCAGCUGUGGGCUCUGACGGUCCUACUGACUUUGCUGCUGCUGCUCUGCGCUCACCUCGGAAACAUGUGGAAGGUUUCCUGUCAGUACGACAGACUGGCGUCUCUGUGCUGUCCAUCCUGCGUGGCCGGAUGGCUCUCCAAAGACUGUGCAGGCUCCACCCGGUCCUGGGCCCUCUCUAUGGGCUGCUACUGAUGGGUGGAGGUGUUUGGCUCUUGGCCCGACUCUGUGGAGCUGUUCUCAUCCGUACAUACAGGGCGGAGCAGACUGAGCUGUACUGUCCAACCAUUGAACCUCAGGACUAUGAGAUGGUGGAGUUCUUCAUCAAGAGACUGAAGCUGUGGAUGGGACUCACCAAACCUAAAGAGUUCAGGCACAGGGUGAAGUUCGAAGGUAUGGACAUCCCUCCUUCCAGGUCCUCACAGGAGUCCCGUAUUUCCACCCUGUCUUCCACCCUCCCCUCCUCCCGCUCUCCUUCUCCGUCCUCCUCAUUUUCGUCCCCGUGUCCUCUGUCCUCGGCUCUCUCUACGAGGUCUGAGGACUCGUCAGUGUCCGAGCCUGGGUUGGACGUCCAGUCCUACCUGGACCGCCUGCUGCCCUGCGUCAGUGCACUGCUGUCUCGUUUCGACCAGGUCAAUCAGAUAACUGAGGACGUUCACGACCUGGAAAUUAAACUAGAAGAGGCUCAGGCGAGGAGAAGGAGAAAGCAGAGUAACGGCGACAAAGGUGCAGAAAGAUUCCGAGAGCCAGCAAAGCCAAAGGAACUGGAAGGAGAAACAGGAGAAGUGAGACUGAGGAAGACAGGUUUUCUUUACCCCAAGCCACGAAUCUCCCUUCCAUCCUCGUUCUCUUUCGCUCCCUGCAUACUUCACUCCUCCGCUGCGUCGGUCUGUAGCUUCCGCCGUACACGUAGCACCUACUCUGAGUCUGAAUCAGUACCAUUCCAGCCUCAGGGAUCUAGCAACAACUAUGCUUCGGAAGCAGCCAAGCUUGCAUCUGGACUCUGUGCUAUGAAUCCUGCAGGUUCUCCUGGAUAUGACAGGUUCCCUAGGAGAAGAGCUUGGCAUUCUGGGAGCUCACAUUCAGCUGAUGCAGCUCAGAGAGUCUUCCAGGCCCAAGGUGAAGCUGCUCCAUGUGGCAAUGGAGGAGAGUAUUUAGCAGUCACUAACACCAGACCCAGGAGUGAAGAAGGGGUGAGAAGGCAUAUCAAUGGCGGAGUCCCUGUGAAGAGGAAAGCUUGGACAGAGCAAGACUGACCAUGUGUUUACACUGGAACCAAACUUAGUUAUACGUAUAAUGUAGUAGUUUUAUCAUAUUUGUUGUAUAAAUGUGGUAUCUGUGGUUCUGGAAGAGUUUGGUCAAGUCUGAGAAAAUGAGAAACCCCCCACGAUGUCAUCAGGGGUAUAUCGGCUUGGGCUUGGAAACCAUUGGUGUUUUAAAAACAAAGCCUGUAGGGUUGUGGAGUUUAAAAUAUGUGGUCAUUUACAAGUCAGAGGUCCCUUUUACACAUGCACUGCAACCAUGACAUGGUCUAGACAUUACUCAGAAGAGCUGUAUGUGAGAACGCAAAUGUCUGAAUCACUUGGACCGGACAUUAAAUGACUUUACCCUGCCAGCUCCUUGGUACAAAGUAUGUAUAAUGUCCAGUUGAGUCAUUGUCCUGCGUCCUGUGUUGAUUACUUUCCUAUGAUGCGAUUGGCUCGAAACAAGAUUCUGGGACUUCUGUCGUUAAAGGACGAUGCUGAAAUCAUCAGACACAUUCAAGGAACGGCAAGAGACUCUGUUCUUUAUGACCAAAUUACGAACCGGCUAUGUGACAGAGCUUCUUCCUUCUUCUUUUUUUACAGCUAGAGUGAGUCAAGUGGAAGUCUCCAUUUCCGUACCAGGAUUUUACAAUCAUGGUAAUUGUAAAAUCCCAUGUUUUGCAGCUUAACGCAUAUCGGGACUAC